Messenger RNA from Symbiodinium sp. CCMP2456, 2090 nucleotides. Lineage: Eukaryota; Dinophyceae; Suessiales; Symbiodiniaceae. The record is from the annotation of a GenBank genome assembly.
GCAUCCUUUACGAUUCAAGUGGACGGACUCUCAGCUGGUUCUCAGAAUGGCUUGAGCCUGAAGGACUGCAGCCAUUCCAGGUUGCAGACAAGGAAGGCCUGAUCUUUGAACUUGAAGUUUUUGCUGCAGUUCAGGGUGCAAUCGAUCUCUUGAGCGAGCGCAAGCAUCUGGACGUUGUGCUUUUUACUGACAAUCAGGCUGCUCUGUCGUGUCUCAUCAGCGGCAGGGCUGAGGCUGAGGGCAUUGCGUCCAUUUCCUUGCAGCGUCUUCUUGAUUUCGAGGAAUCUCACGACAUCAACUUCUGGUUCGAAUGGGAUGGCCUGCUCUGGGUGGAAGGCGAGGGCACCGAGCACAAGACGCUGGGCAAGGCUGCAGUCCAGGGAGGUCCUGUGCAGUGGCGCAAUGGGGCCAUCAAGUUUGCUGCAAACGAACUCGCUCAUUGCGUGUUGCCCUGGUCAGGCUACGGGAUUCUUCCUGUGGACUGGGGUGGCAACAAACAUCGCAGCUUCGCGCACACUCUGCAACUUGAUCUUCGAAAGGACAGCACCUGGUCCUUCAUUCGUCGGGUCUUUGAAUGUCGCAGAGUUGUGUGGGUGCACAUUGCACCUCCAUGUGGUACAGCUAGCCGCGCCCGCAGUAUCGGGCCCGGUCCCAGAGCCCUUCGUUCUCUACUUCAUCCUCGAGGCCUACCGGGGUUGACUGAAAAAGAUCAGGCACGUGUAGACAGUGCCAACCUUAUCUACGACAACACCGCUGACUUCUGCAAGUGGCUGCUACGAACGAUCCCGGAGACCGGGUUCACUGUCGAGAACCCCUUGCACUCUUGGAUGUGGCAACUGCCUUCCUUUCAGGAUCUUCAGCAGCAGUGCAGCUUCGUCAGCUUCGACGCAUGCCGCCAUGGCGCUGAGGACGACGGUGAGCAUAUCAGCCGCUUCUUUGUGUUCGGCGUAUACCGUUCGCCCGAGUCCUUUCUUCGCGAAGCUUCCAUGCUGAAGCAUCCCUUCGAUGUGGCUCGUGCUCUGCCCGAUGGCAUGGUAAGAGCUUUGUUCAAAGUGCUUGUUGAGGGCCCGGUUGCUGUCAUCAAGACCCGCUUGAACUUGCUAAAGCUCUGGAGAAGCUGGGCCCGCGAACUUGAACCUGCAGAAUCUAAGCUCAGAGCCAGCAUGGCGCCAUCCGUGAGGCAGGUGCUUAGUGGCAAGCGGACGCUCUUGCUCCAGAGGAUAGCUGACUUUUGGGAUGGUGCUUCAGUGCUUCGUGAUUCCUUGUGGGAAAAAGUCGCCAGCCAUAAGGUGCAGGAUUACUCUCAAGCGUUGUGGGACAUCACCAUGGACGAAGCCGAUUCGCAGGGCAAGGGUUGGCUUCAGGGCCCUUUGAGCAAAGCCCAGCUUGAUGCAAUGUUCCCAGAGGGCUGGUCGCCAUGCAGGCGCUUUGCCGUGUGGCAAGGCAAGUGGAGGCCGAUCGAUGACUUUUCCGAGUGUGGGAUUAAUGCAUGCUUCGGGUGCUUCGAGCGCAUAAGUCUUAAAGCACUUGAUGAAAUCACUUGGGCUUGUGUUCAGAUCUUCAAGUGUGCUGUUGUGCGGGGGGAUGUCUCCUUCACGCUUCAAGAUGGCUCGGUCUUGAAGGGCAAGCUUCAUUCGGCUUGGCAUGACGCGGAUCGUGUCAGGCCGUUGAGCAAAACUUAUGAUCUGAAGGCAGCCUACAAGCAGAUGCCUCUCCACCCGGACGAGCGCAGGAAGGCCAUCAUCAUCUUGAAGAAUCCUUCAACGCUUCAGGUCCAAGCGUUCGUGUGUAACACGUUACCUUUUGGAUCGACGGCUUCGGUGCUACACUUCAACCGUGUAUCGCUGCUGCUCCAGCGUGUCAUGUGGGAACUCUGUCUGAUUUCUGCAUGCUACUACGAUGAUUUCCCUUCCACGAUGCCUGCCAUGUUGGGCGAGGGGAGUGACAACAUCGUCCACACAGCGAUGCAGCUGCUGGGCUACGACAUGUCCGUCGAGAAGGAGACGUGGGCGGAAAUGAAAUACUUGGGCGACUGGGUCCGUGAUCGUCCCAAAUGCCCGAUCGGCUUUGAAUUCUUGAAAGACGUGUGA